Mytilus californianus (California mussel) is the source of this 1230-nucleotide messenger RNA. RefSeq names its product salivary glue protein Sgs-3-like. The coding region runs from base 1 to 1140 and encodes 379 amino acids. The transcript is spliced from 4 exons. Gene Ontology annotation, molecular function: calcium ion binding. Lineage: Eukaryota; Metazoa; Mollusca; Bivalvia; Mytilida; Mytilidae. The record is from RefSeq and is a predicted model, not a curated record.
AUGAAAACAACACUUACAACAACAACUGUUCCAUCUACGACAACAAAACCAACAACGACGAAAACAAAACUUACAACAACAAUUACUCCAACUACUACAACAAAACCAACAACGAUAAAAACAACACUUACAACAACAACUGUUCCAUAUACGACAACAAAACCAACAACGACGAAAACAAAACUUACAACAACAAUUACUCCAACUACUACAACAAAACCAACAACGAUGAAAACAACACUUACAACAACAACUGUUCCAUCUACGACAACAAAACCAACAACGACGAAAACAAAACUUACAACAACAAUUACUCCAACUACUACAACAAAACCAACAACGAUGAAAAGAACACUUACUACAACAACUGUUCCAUCUACGACAACAAAACCAUCAACGAUGAAAACAACACUUACAACAACAACUGUUCCAUAUACGACAACAAAACCAACAACAACGACCACCUCAUCAACUACUACAGCAACCACAACAUUAACAACUAAGACUUCGAUUCCAACAACAACAACAACUCCAAACCUAACAACUACGACCACUAUUCCAACAACAACGACUCCUACUCCAAAAAGAAUUGCCACUUCUCCAACGACUUCAACGACUAAACUUACAACGGUUGCUAUUUUAACAACUACAACCACCUUAACAAAAACACCAGCAACUACUCCAGCUAAAACGUCCAAACUAAAAAGUACGAUGACCACCUCAGCGACCAGUACAACCAAACAAGCUUCAGGUUGUUUGAUAACCUGUCAGCAUGGAACGUGUAUGCAGACAAAUCAUCAGUAUAUCUGUGUUUGUUCUCCUGGAUAUCAAGGACCAAACUGUGAAACAGAUAUAGACAACUGUGUAAAUGAGCCAUGUGAGUAUGGAGUCUGUACCGAUAAGGUCAAUGACUUUAGUUGUGAUUGUAUGGUGUUUUUCAAAGGCAAAAUGUGUAACAAAAUGAAAGCCUGGGCUAUUGCGUUCCUAUCCAUAGCAACCUUAGCAUUACUUUUAACCUGCUGCUGUUGUUUCUGGUGCAUCAUGGGAACGUGUGACAGAGAUGAUGAAAGGAGGAAAGUUCAUCCAUUAAAAGAAAAACCUAGACCAAAACCCGCAGAAAGACUACCUCGUUAUGAUUAGUUUUAAAGGCUCUUCAUCAAGCUCUAAUUGUAGAAUUAUAUCUAUUAACUUUUGUUAAGUAGUUUUUGUUGUCAGUAUAACGUUGUUUUU